Sphenostylis stenocarpa is the source of this 1164-nucleotide messenger RNA. The record is from the annotation of a GenBank genome assembly. Lineage: Eukaryota; Viridiplantae; Streptophyta; Magnoliopsida; Fabales; Fabaceae.
AUGGCUCCCAUGGGAGACAAUGUUGUUGUGUCCAACAUGGAACUCGAGAGGUUGCUCAGCAUGAAAGGAGGCAAAGGAGAAGCCAGCUAUGCCAACAAUUCCCAAGCACAGGCCAUACAUGCGAGGUCGAUGCUUCACCUUCUGAGAGAGACUCUAGACAGAGUUGAGCUUGUUGAGGGACGUGAGGUACCGUUUGUGGUGGUGGACUUGGGGUGUUCGUGUGGGAGCAACACCAUAAACGUGGUGGAUGUGAUGAUAAAGCACGUCAUGAAACGGUACGAGGUAUUGGGGUGGCAGCCACCAGAGUUCUCAGCUUUCUUCUCAGACCUUCCCAGCAAUGACUUCAACACACUCUUUCAGCUCCUUCCUCCGCUCGCCAACUAUGGCGUCAGCAUGGAAGAAUGCCUUGCCGCCAACAACCACCGCUCCUACUUCGCCGCCGGUGUCCCCGGUUCUUUCUACCGGAGGCUUUUUCCGGCCAGGUCUGUGGAUGUUUUCCACUCAGCCUUCUCUUUGCACUGGCUUUCUCAGGUGCCAGAAAGUGUAGUGGAAAAGAGGUCAAGUGCAUACAACAAAGGAAGGGUGUUUAUCCAUGGUGCUGAUGAGAGCACAGCAAAUGCUUACAAGAAACAAUUCCAAACAGACUUGGCAGGCUUUCUGAAGGCAAGGUCAGUGGAGAUGAAGAGAGAGGGGUCCAUGUUCUUAGUUUGCUUGGCCAGAACUUCAGUGGACCCCACAGACCAAGGUGGGGCAGGCCUUCUUUUUGGGACCCACUUUCAGGAUGCUUGGGAUGAUCUUGUCCAAGAGGGACUGCUUAGUCAAGAAAAACGAGACAGUUUUAACAUUCCAGUUUAUGCAGCAAGCCUGCAAGACUUCAAGGAGGUGGUUGAAGCAAAUGGUUCAUUUUCCAUAGACAAGCUUGAGGUAUUCAAAGGAGGAAGUCCACUUGUGGUGAACCAACCAGAUGAUGCAAGUGAAGUAGGCAGAGCUCUAGCCAACAGCUGCAGGACUGUGUGUGGAGUCCUUGUUGAUGCCCACAUAGGUGACAAACUAAGCGAGGAACUUUUUCUUAGAGUGGAACGUAGAGCUACUACCCAUGCCAAAGAGCUAUUAGAGCAACUACAGUUCUUUCACAUAGUUGCAUCCCUUUCUUUUGCUCAAUGA